This is a messenger RNA of Gigantopelta aegis, 740 nucleotides long. RefSeq names its product atlastin-1-like. Gene Ontology annotation, molecular function: GTPase activity; GTP binding. The record is from RefSeq and is a predicted model, not a curated record. Bases 68 to 613 code for a protein of 181 amino acids. Lineage: Eukaryota; Metazoa; Mollusca; Gastropoda; Neomphalida; Peltospiridae. The transcript has 5 exons.
GACGUCACGCCAUUGUCGCUCUGCCAGGCCUCUCUCUAUCGACAUCAAGUGUUGUCACCCAGUGAACAUGGAAAACACAGAGGCAAACGCUGACGCUACUAACUUGGAAUCGGCAUCAGUCUCAAGAAGUCAAUAUAUCAGAGAUAUGGGAGAGGUUAUUGGUGGAGACAGGCCGUAUGUGCAUCCCAACUGGUUGGAGGAACAACACCAGCGAUGCUUACAACAAGCAGAACAGCUUUUUAAUCAAACCAAGACGGCGACUGAUCCAGAGAUCAGAAAGAAAGAUUUAAGCGAGCUGCGGGAAGGACUUGAGGAUGCAUACGAAAAUUUUAAACAGCAGAAUGAGAUAAAAACCCAUGCGACAAGAACCCCUGCAGCUUUGUUAUCUGUACUGGUGGUCGCAUACCUGUUGGCCAAAGUUUUAGAUGUGAUUGGAUUCACGACAGUGGCCUUCUUGCUGAAUGUAGUAACGUUCUUCUUCUUGGUACUCGCGCUUACUUGGUUGUUGGUUCCAUACACUGAAGGACACAGAAACAUAUCCAACUCCAUCAAUGAGCUGGCUGAUUUUAUAUGGGAUUAUAUGCUGUGUGUCGUCUAUACAAGGGCUGCCUAACAUGUACCGAAGCAUUUACAGAUGAUAAUAAACAAUACCUGGAAAUUGUUAAAAAGCAUCAACACUGUUUGCAGUAUUAUUAUAUUGUGUUUUGUACAUUUACUGUAAAUAAAAAUCUAUUUAUUCA